AUUUUCCUCAAUUUAUUUCAUCCAUUUUCGUUCCUUCAACCACUUCACUAAAUUCUCUCCUGCGCAUUGCAUUCGCCAUUAAUCCAGACAUUGAUUGACUGAUUAAUUUCAAGAUAAAAUGAGUCAUGAGAAGUCUAAUCAAGCCUUGGCUGGAGUUCAUGGAGUGCAAUUGGUUUCUCACUCACCAUUUUCAUUUCAAGAAGUAACCAAACAUGGUGACAUAGCCUGUGGAGCCUCUAACACCGGCAGCAGCAGCAACCAACGACGAAUCGUGCAGAAAGUUUGGCAAGAAAGACCUGCUUGUUUGAGGCCAAUCCAUUGUAUUCAUAUUGGUGAUCAACAUUUAGCCGAAACUGUGGCUAAUGUCCUUACUUCACUUCCUUUUAUUGCCAUUGGUCUCCAAGCCCCAAGGAAGAAUGUCAACUGUAAAAUAUACGCGAAUUCAUUGAUUGGAGUAGGACUUGCAUCGAGUUUGUACCAUUCUUCGAGAGGCAGGUUGAGGAAGUAUCUCAGAUGGGCUGACUACACUAUGAUCGCAACAGCCACCGUUUGUUUAUCGAGAGCUCUGAGGAACGAGAACCCCAAGCUGUUGAUGACAGCAUCAGCUUUGUUUCUGCCUAUACAACCCCUCAUGGUUUCAGCUGUCCACACAGGGAUUAUGGAGGUUGCAUUUGCUAAGAGGGCAUUUGAGGAUCCAGAUUUGAGAGUGGCUCAUAAUGUGCAUAAGAUGUCGUCGUUGUUAGGAGGGGCGUUCUUCGUGGCAGACGACCUGCUCCCCCGGACUCCGUUUCUGCAUGCUGCUUGGCACCUUGCUGCUGCUGUUGGAGUCACCACUUGCAACAAGCUCUUAGACUAAUGUAAACAUCACCUGCAUUCAUUUGUUGCUUAAUUUUAGCUAAAUAAGCUAGGUAGAAUUGAAUAAUAUCACAAUCAAUCUCAAGUGUAUUUUACUUAGUUCCAAAUGGAAUAACAGUAUUUUAAAUAUAACUUGAUGCA
This is a messenger RNA of Salvia hispanica, 996 nucleotides long. RefSeq lists its product as uncharacterized. The record is from RefSeq and is a predicted model, not a curated record. Lineage: Eukaryota; Viridiplantae; Streptophyta; Magnoliopsida; Lamiales; Lamiaceae.